This is a messenger RNA of Paraphaeosphaeria sporulosa, 1539 nucleotides long. RefSeq lists its product as uncharacterized. Lineage: Eukaryota; Fungi; Ascomycota; Dothideomycetes; Pleosporales; Didymosphaeriaceae. The record is from RefSeq and is a predicted model, not a curated record. The transcript is spliced from 4 exons. The coding region runs from base 308 to 1276 and encodes 322 amino acids.
CCACAGUCUAAGCACUGUCUCGGGUGCGUGUGCGUCUUUUCUGGUCUGAUCUUCACUCGUCUCCUCAUUUCAUUCCUCACUUCUCAAUCUGCACAUUCGUUGUUGCGAUUAUACCGUCGUUCAGCCUGCAGUUGCUUACUCCCCAGGGUUGCUGUUCCACCACAGACGCGCACGGGUUUUCUUUCGCGUAGACAAAGCAAGCCACCAGAGCUCGCUGAACUUCUGUUAAAUAGCUUCCCUCGCUUCUCUGCUUCUCGUCUAUACGCAACGAAGGCGUACAUUCGCUCAGCCCGCCGCCAGCCUGACAAUGCGCUCUUUCCGCCAGCUCGCCCUCUACGGCCUGCCGCUACUCGGUGGAGUGGUCGCCAACCAAGGUCCCGCGUCGCCAUCUCCCACCAAGAGCGAGGUCCAGAACGCAGUCGAGGCCGUCUACGCGAACGCCAACGAGGCUUUCCAGGACCUGCUCAACGCUCUACCCGAGGAGUCUCUGCACGUGGCCUUGAACAGCCUCAAUCAUUUCCGCGAGGGCGUCUUCGAGUCGAACAAGCGUGGCGUCGAGCACAUCCACCAGGACAACCCGCCGCUUGCUACCAAGCUUAUCGUUGCUGCCGUAAACGACCUCAAGAAGAGACAGGCACCUACCUCGAACAAUGGAACCGCUCCCACAUCCCAGACCGAGCAGCCUCAGAGCACAGAAGCCCCCCAGAGCUCGGACACCCCCCAGAGCAGCCAACCCCCCCAGGAGAGCAGCCAGGCCCCAGAAAGCUCUGCCGACCAACCGCAAAGUACUCGUGCACCGGGAAGCUCCAAUGCCGCGCCGCAAAGCAGUGCCGCUCCUCCGGAGAGCUCCGCCGUCGUCGUCCCCAUCGCCCCUGACGACGUACACCCCGGGCAGCGGACGCGUGAGCAGCAUCGUGCUGCUGACCACGACGGGCGCGGACGGCCAGCAGAGCGUGGUGACGAGUUACACGUACGUCGACCCCGCGGCACAAGCCACAGGCGACAGCUCCGAGGAGCCCAGCAGCACGGCGAAGCCGAGUCUGCAGAAGGGUGCGGUGGCCGGAUACCGCGUCGUGGACGCUGCUGUGCUCGGCGGCGCUGCGCUUGCGUGGUUCAUAUGAUACGAUUAUGGUACACUGCCAUUCCAAGUGAAGGAGAGAAGAAAGAAGAAAGCAAAAACACACAUAACGAUAUCACGACUCUCCUCAUGCACGCUCCUUACGGCCGACUGUACAACGUCCUGCAUUCGUCCCGACAUGGAACUGUCCUUAUCUGAACAUUAGCGGUGCAUUGGGAAACAGGGAAUUCUUUUUUGGGAGCAAAAUCUGGGUUUCAAAUGCAUAGUACACGGAGUCUUUGGCUCAGUUUCUCUCCUUAUUUUUGCAAUGGCAAAUGUAUAAUGAAUGGGCUGGGAAAAGAAACUGUGAAGGGCUAAUCAGGGUCAGUUGACAUGCGCAUGGGGAAAGCCCCAUCAAAUCACCGUGUAGUGGUCAGCUCAUAGCUAUAUCGUGCAGACUGAAGCAUUUGUUAAUCUCCAAA